AUGGCCCAUUUCCUCCAGCCUAACGCAGCGCCUAAGCCCAUGUCCAUCAAUCCCACAAAGCCCCCCAUGCCCAACCCCUUCGCGCAUAUCUGGGCAGUCUUUGGACAGCAUCCGCCCGAUAUGAACCCUUCGUGGGAGGUCCAGCCCGCGCCACCUAGGCGCGUUGCGCAGCUCAAGGCUGGGGACGCAGUUUAUCGCAAGUCCCACCCAGCCGUCGCGCGCAAGUCCUGGGUCAAGGUGGCUGAGCCCACGCACAAGACCAAGAGCGACCAGUCGAAUGUGGACACGCGUUCCCUGGCCGAGGUCACCGAUCCGUCGGCCAAGGUCGCCGCCGCGGAGAAACCCGAUGCAGAGUCAAUUCAGCAGGGUCAGCUGCGUGGGUUUAUCACCGGACUUGCUGAUGCAGAACCGGUGCUCUGCUCGACCAGGUGGAGGAAGGGCUUUACCGAGGAGUACUGCAUUCAUUGCGGUCGUAACCCGGCUUUCCUCGCCAAGAAUAUGCGUGUGUGCCUAAAACCGCCCAAGUCUUCCAGUCUGUAA
Molecule: messenger RNA, 540 nt
Organism: Cutaneotrichosporon cavernicola
Lineage: Eukaryota; Fungi; Basidiomycota; Tremellomycetes; Trichosporonales; Trichosporonaceae
Exons: 2
Coding region: 1-540 (179 amino acids)
Source: RefSeq, a predicted model, not a curated record